AUGAUACUGGCUUUAUCACCUUACACGAUGACUACACCAAGAUCAUCUUCUCCUUUGAAUCCAAAUUCACACGUCUCAUCUUCAUCACCAUUAUCAUCACCCACACCAUCUUCUUCGGCAUCGUUUUCAUCCUCACACACUAUCACGAGAGGAUAUCAAGCAUUCCAACUACCUUCAUACAGAUCGUCCACGUCGUCACCUAAUUCUUCGAGUCCAAGUUCACGUCAAACUAGGUAUACGAGACCAUCCAAACGAUCCAGUACGAGUUUACCUCCUUCCUCGAGCUCGACAGGGAAUGAUUUGUUCUCGGAAGGAACGACUCCUAUGGAAGGCUUGAUGUGGAGGGAGAAAUUUACUAGAAGAGUAGAAGAAAGAGAAAAAAGAAAGAUCAACAGGAAUAAAGAAUUGGAUAAACGAAGAGGGAUGGAAAAGAGAUUGAAUUUUGAUCAACAACAGGAAGAAGAAGAAUUCGAUCGAAAAGCCCAAGAAGAUGAUGAAGAGAUAUUCCGUCGUUUGGUUGUAUUACAAAGGAAGAAAUCAAAACAUGCAGCAAUGGUUUCACAUGAAUUAGAAACAGGUGGAUCUGAUCCUACUUUACCUGAGUUCUGGGAAGAUGAAUUAGAUAAUCUAUCGAAACAGGAAAAAGAGUUAUUGAGUAGAUUAGAAGGUUUACGGGAUAGGGAUACUCAUCAACACUUUCAAAGCCGAAUCGAUCAAGACCAUCAGCAUCAACCUGCAAUGGAUCACCAUACGUCCUCACCUUCAUCCAUGAACUGGAGAGAUAAUCGUAACGAAAUUGAUGAAUAUGACGAACAGGAAGAAUGGGAAAAAGAAGCUACUUUAGCAGAACAAGUUGAACGUGACUCUGAAGAAAUAGAAUUCGCAGAUCACGUCGAACAAUCUUACCUCGCAGGAGAACAGGUAGAUCAAGGUUUGGAAAAUACGAAUACGAAUACGGAUACGGAUACAGGCAUGGAGAUGGAAAUGGAUAUAAAUAUGGAAGUGGACUGGGAAGCAUUCGAUUCUAUGGACAUUGAAUGA
Messenger RNA from Kwoniella shivajii, 1041 nucleotides. RefSeq lists its product as uncharacterized. The record is from RefSeq and is a predicted model, not a curated record. The transcript has 2 exons. Lineage: Eukaryota; Fungi; Basidiomycota; Tremellomycetes; Tremellales; Cryptococcaceae. The coding region runs from base 1 to 1041 and encodes 346 amino acids.